AUAAUUAAAUCGCCCCUAAUACCAGAAAUUAGACUCUUUUGCAAAAGUAUAUCUGGAAUAUUUUGGAGAGUCGCUCUGAUUUUGAUUAGCGUGCCUGGUGGGCGUUUCGAGCACAGCGCCCUCUGGUGGCGUGUAUUGGUAUUAAUCGGUCAGGUGACCCCACCGUUGUAAAUAGACUUCAGCGAGCCUCUGCAGACAUGCCUUUUUAGUCCCUUUAAACCGCCAACAGCACAGCAAACGUUUCCGCUAGGGCUCAGUUUUUCUCCCGCACAGCUUUUCUGCCGCUCGUUGACGGAGCUGUAGGGAAUCAUGUACCGCUCUCUGUAUCCCUUCCGAUCCACGGAGCCCAACUCGCUGUACUUCGCGGCCGGAGAGAGCUUUCUCAUCCUGGAAAGGAGCAACAAACACUGGUGGCUGGGAUCCCGCUGCAGCUCGGGGGAGACCGGAUACAUCCCCUCUUCGUACAUCGAAAAAAUACAGGCUCCCGAGCAGGAUGAGGUGCUGCUGUCCAUCGACAGAGCCAUUGAGGGAAUCCACAACGUGGCCUUGAAAAACGGCGGCAAAUACAAUCUGGAGCAGCGGGACGUUCUGCAGAAGUUGAUCCAUCACAGGAAGGAGACUCUGGCCCGCAGAACCCCCUCCUCCGCGGGCCACAAACCGGGUCUGCCGUCGUCCAACAGCGAGAUUUCGCUCAGCCAGACCCCGCCUCCUCCUCCCAACGGCCUGAAACGGGAGUACGGGCGGCAGGGCAGCAUGCCGUUCUCGGGCAGCAUGGACAGCAUGCAGGGAGAGCAGGGCUUCUACCAGGUGCCGCCUCAGCCUCGGCGCGCUGCUCCCAUUACUCCACCCCCCCCGGAGAAGCGAGCAGACGGGCGUCGUCCAGAGCCAGAGGUCCCCUCUAGAGCCUCCUCUCUUCCUCCGUCCCCGGCCCCCUCCCUGACCAUCAGCGCUACCUCUGCAGAGCGUGGCUCCUCCCAAUCUCGCACCUCCUCCGAUGUCAGCCUGCCAAGUGCUUCCAGCACCCCCCCUCCUCCCGUGCCAUCCCGCGUGAAGCCCCAUGCAGACGUGCAGCCAUGCAACUCUCCUCUGCCGGCUCCUGCAAAGAAGAGCCCCGCGCCACAGCCCCCCCAGGCCGCCACUCCCCUCCAGCCGCCUGUGGCGAGCCUGCCGGAAACCGAAUGGCCCGUCGCCCCCCCUUCGAUGGCUGAAAGUCCACCCGGCAGCCCCACAUCCCUAGAACCAGUUCCUGCAACGAUGGGAGCAGAGCUGAUCGAGCUGGUGCGCAAGAACACGGGUCUGAGCUACGAGCUGUCGCGGGUGGCCGUGGGCGUGGUGGUCGGCCAUCUGCAGGCCGCUCUGCCUCAGGCGGCCUCCUCCCUGGAGCAAGUUCUAGUUUCAUUGGUGGAGAGCAAGGACCUGGGUGGCGCGCUCCCUCGGGGUCAGGUGUGUCAUGACGAGCAGCGCCUGGAGGUGAUCUUUGACGACCUGGCCCGUCGCCGUGACGACUCCCAGCAGCGCAGCUGGGCGCUCCACGAAGACCACGCCCUCAUCGCCUGCUACCUGGAGGAGCUGCUGAAGAUUCUGACGGACGCUGAUCCAGAGGUGUGUAAGAGGAUGUGCAAGGCCAACCACUGUGAGAACGUGCUGUCUCUGGUUUCUUAUUACCAGAUGGAGCACCGCGUGUCUCUGCGCCUGCUGCUGCUCAAAGUGUUCGGCGCCAUGUGCAGCCUGGAUGCCGCUCUCAUCUCCACCCUCCUGAACUCCAUCCUGCCCAUGGAGCUGGCCAGAGACCUCCAGACGGACACGCAGGAACACCAGAAGAUGUGCUACUCUGCUUUGGUCCUUACGAUGGUCCUCUCCAUGGGGGAGCAGGUGCCCUAUCGUCACUACGAGCACUUGAAUGCAGAAUUCAUCCGGUUUGUUCUGGGCGUCGUGGAGGACGGACUUCCCUCUGAUCCUACUGAGCAGUUACCUGACAUCUUCCUGAACCUCCUGCUGGCCUUUAACCUGCACCACACGGUCCCCAGCAGCAAUGUGCUGAUGCAGGAGGUGUACCAGAAAAAUGUCAGAGUCCUGACGGAGAAAGUCUUGCUGCUCCUCAACAGAGGCGACGACCCGGUGUGCAUGUUCAAACACACUCCACCAGCGCCGCACGCCGUCCUCAAGUUUCUGCAGGACGUCUUUGCUAGUCCAGAGACCGCCAACAUCUUCUACCGCACUGACAUGAUGGUGAUGAUCGACAUCGCAGUCCGACAAAUAUCGGAUCUGUCACCUGGAGACAAGCUGAGGAUGGAGUAUCUCUCUCUCAUGCACGCCAUCAUUCGCUCGACGGACUACUUGGAGCACCAGCACCGCCUCCGCGACCUGCAGGCGUCCCUGCAGAGGAUCCUCACCGAGGAGGAGGAGGAGGGAGAAGAGGAAGGGAGCGCCACAGCAAGGCAGAUGGAUAAGCUAAUCGUACAGCAGAUCUUCACGGAGUUCCCUCAGAUCUGUGAGGCCUAACACAUCAGCGUCAUGCUCACGCACUGCAGUCUGCUUCCGUUCACAGCAGGGGGCGAUCUGCGUUCAUCCCUGGAAGCCGUCACUUUCAUCUCUGGAUUAGACGUUUCGAAAUAGCUUGCAAGAAUAGAAAAUAUUGCAAUUGCACAAAAAAAGAGUAGAGAAACGACAAGAGUUUAAGCCAAACACCUGAUGUGCUGUCAAAGUGAAUUCCCAGCAAUAACCAUAUCCAGUUUCCAUGGACUAACUGCAUGUGUUCUGUAGGAUUUCAUUGUUCAUCACCUUCUGGCUGAUUUCAGGGGAAGUGUGAAGGUUUGGGUGAAGCAGGUCUGUGAGGAGAGGAGGUGCCAUGAGUUCAGUGCUGACUGAGAACCUGUUUGUUAGUCCUUGAAUUGGGACCAAACUACUGUGUUACUGAGAGUAUUAUUUUCUUAGCUGGAUGCUGCACUCUUAAUGUCUUCUCUUUUUUCAUUCAUAUCUUAAAGUCAGGUUAGUUAGAAACCAUGACGAAGUUUACGUGUUCUGAGGCAAGGAGCCAAACAAAUCUGAAGCUGCUGAUCGCUGCUGCGUUUGAGUCUGCUGUGCUUCUGCAGCUUUCUCCGCCUGCUGCUUCUCUGACGUUCGGCUGUAAGCGCUCACUCUUUGCUAACUUAAGGCUCCUGGAGCAUCAGAAUUGAUCCUGAAGCCGUCUGUGCUGCAUCAAGGCUUUAUGACAACAGAGUUUUCGGCUGACGUGAAGCGUUCUGCAGGUAUUCUCUGUGCUCUAGCAUCAAGCAGCGUUGUUCAGUUAGAACUCAGUCCUCCUGCUGAGGAUCAGAACAAAAUCACGAGACGUCGUUUUUGUUUGCGACACUUUCUGUUGGACUUAACGUGUUCCUGUUGUUUUCCUCAUUUUGAUCCAGUAAUGUUCUUGCCUGAUCCUCUCUGACUCCAACCCUGGCAUGACGUCACAUGAAAGAUACUAGAGUACGACUCCAUGUUUGUGUGUGCGCGUAUGUGUAUGUGUGCGUGAGAGAGGGUUAAAUGUAAUGUAGGACAGUUUUUUUUCGCCUGUGUAACACUGAGUCUAAUAAAACUCUAUUUUAACAGAGAAA
Oryzias latipes (Japanese medaka) is the source of this 3593-nucleotide messenger RNA. RefSeq names its product NCK interacting protein with SH3 domain (gene nckipsd). Gene Ontology annotation, biological process: endocytosis. The record is from RefSeq and is a predicted model, not a curated record. Lineage: Eukaryota; Metazoa; Chordata; Actinopteri; Beloniformes; Adrianichthyidae. Gene Ontology annotation, molecular function: protein binding; Arp2/3 complex binding.